Molecule: messenger RNA, 1327 nt
Organism: Batrachochytrium dendrobatidis JAM81
Lineage: Eukaryota; Fungi; Chytridiomycota; Chytridiomycetes; Rhizophydiales
Exons: 7
Coding region: 1-1200 (399 amino acids)
Biological process (GO): phosphatidylinositol phosphate biosynthetic process
Cellular component (GO): fungal-type vacuole membrane; endosome membrane
Molecular function (GO): 1-phosphatidylinositol-3-phosphate 5-kinase activity
Source: RefSeq, a predicted model, not a curated record
AUGCCUCAGUUUGGUCCUGCUAAUGAGCGUGCUUCGAUCUUGAAAUCCAUUACCAAUAUUUGGAAUGGAAAUCCAGCCAACUUUUUACCAAUAGCGUAUCCUUCGAAUCCAACAGAGCAUAUAUUUCCAGAUUCUCUCAUUAUUGUUCGUGAGGACGAACCAACAUCAAUCCUGGCAUUUACUUUGGGCUCACGGCAUUAUAAAGAAAAGCUUGUAUCCAUGCAACCAGGCACAAACACCGACUCAAUUGCAGCCUCGCAGGCUCCUGCAGCGGCAGUUUUUGGUGAUAUCGAGGAAACGCUGCUUCGAGGAACUGGGACGCACAUUCGAUACCAAUUUUGGGAUGGUCCUACUCGUAUGCACUGUAAAGUGUUUUUUGCAGAGCAAUUUGAUGCCUUGAGAAGAAACUGUGGUGCAGAUGAGCAGUAUGUGCAAUCGUUGGCUCGAUGCAUCAAAUGGGAAGCAUCUGGUGGCAAAUCAGGAUCUACAUUUUUAAAAACUCGUGAUGAUUGGUUGGUUGCAAAACAACUGUCUCGACCAGAAAUGGAUGCUUUGUACAAGUUUGCACCCGAGUAUUUUGAAUACAUGUCACGGGCCUUUUUUCAUGAAUUGCCGACAGUACUGGCCAAGAUUUUUGGAUUUUAUCGCAUUGGAUUCAAGAAUCCAGUUACAGGGAAAACAAUCAAAAUGGAUCUUCUUGUCAUGGAAAAUCUAUUUUACGAUCGGUCUAUUUCGCGGAUAUUUGAUUUGAAAGGAUCAAUGCGGAACCGUCACGUUCAAUCUACAGGAAAGCAAAAUGAAGUUCUUAUGGACGAAAAUCUGGUUGAAUUUAUAUAUGAUUCGCCAUUAUUUAUUCGAGAGCAUAGCAAAAGGCUUUUGCGUGCAUCUGUUUGGAACGAUACUUUAUUUUUAUCCAAACUAAAUGUCAUGGACUAUUCCUUGCUUGUGGGUAUUGACAGUGACUCAAAUGAGCUAGUUGUUGGCAUUGUUGAUUUUAUUCGGACAUUUACAUGGGACAAGAAAUUAGAGAGUUGGGUCAAGGAAACUGGAUUUCUUGGCGGUGGAGGAAAAGAGCCAACAAUUGUUACUCCACGACAAUACAAAAAUCGGUUCCGUGAAGCCAUGGAAAAGUAUUUUUUAAUGGUUCCAGACAAAUUUCUGAUUGCAGAUGCAGAAGGAUCGCUACUGGGUUCUAAAUAAGAACUACAUGCGUUUGAACUUUAUUCAUUGUAUAUAAUAUUUUGGAUUUGUCUACAUUAUCAUCAUAUUUAUUUCUGAUUGUCAUGCACUACCCAAUAAAAAUCUAGCAACUGGACUUUAUCCAGAU